Molecule: messenger RNA, 3685 nt
Organism: Terrapene triunguis (Three-toed box turtle)
Lineage: Eukaryota; Metazoa; Chordata; Testudines; Emydidae
Gene: RNF157
Product: ring finger protein 157
Exons: 20
Coding region: 244-2220 (658 amino acids)
Biological process (GO): protein ubiquitination
Cellular component (GO): cytoplasm
Molecular function (GO): ubiquitin protein ligase activity
Source: RefSeq, a predicted model, not a curated record
GCGAGGAAGGGAUGGGAGUGAGGGCAGCUGUUCCUGUCCCCUGCUCAGCAGCAGGAGAGUCAAUGCGGCAGCCUCCCCACUGAAGGAGCAGUGGGCAAAGCCAGUGCGGUUGACUGAGGACACUGUGAGGCUGCCCUGCUCCUCCUCCUCCUCCUCCUCUCCCGCUUGCAUUGCCUGCUCUUGCAUUCAUCCCGUUAGGAACACCCCAGCCCAGCCCCUGGAUCCCCUCUGCAAGGCUCAGCCAUGGGGGCGCUGACCAGCAGGCAGAACGCAGGGGUGGAAGAGGUGGACAUCCCUUCUAAUUCAGUCUACAGAUAUCCUCCUAAAUCCGGGAGCUACUUUGCCAGCCAUUUCAUCAUGGGAGGUGAGAAGUUCGACUCCACGCACCCGGAGGGCUACCUCUUUGGAGAGAACAGUGACCUGAACUUCCUGGGAAACAGACCUGUAGUGUUUCCUUACGCGGCCCCACCCCCCCAGGAGCCAGUGAAGACACUCAGGAGUUUAAUCAACAUCCGCAAGGACACUCUGCGCCUAGUCAAGUGCACGGAGGAAGUGAAGACCCCUGGCGAGGAAGUCAGUAAAGCAAAGGUCCACUACAACGUGGAGUUCACCUUUGACACCGACGCGCGAGUGGCCAUCACCCUUUAUUACCAGGCUACCGAAGAAUUCCAGAACGGAGUAGCCAGCUACCUCUCCAAAGACACCAGCUUGCAGUCAGAGACGGUCCAUUACAAACGAGGGGUGUGCCAGCAGUUCUGCGUCCCCUCCCACACCGUCGAUCCUUCCGAAUGGGCAGAAGAGGAGCUGGGCUUUGACCUGGACCGAGAGGUGUAUCCCAUGGUGGUGCAUGCCGUCGUGGACGAGGGAGAUGAGCACCUCGGCCACUGCCACGUACUGCUGGCGACGUUUGAGAAGCAUGCAGAUGGUAGCUUUUGUGUGAAACCCCUCAAGCAGAAACAAGUGGUGGAUGGAGUUAGCUACCUCCUUCAGGAGAUCUACGGGAUCGAGAACAAAUACAACACGCAGGACUCCAAGGUGGCUGAGGACGAGGUGAGCGAUAACAGCGCAGAGUGCGUGGUCUGCCUCUCGGAUGUGCGGGACACUCUGAUUCUACCCUGCCGCCAUCUUUGCCUCUGUAACACUUGUGCGGACACCCUGCGUUACCAAGCCAACAACUGCCCCAUCUGCAGGCUGCCAUUCCGAGCCUUGCUCCAGAUCCGAGCAAUGAGGAAAAAACUUGGCCCUCUCUCUCCAACCAGCUUCAGCCCAAUCAUCGCCUCCCAAACAUCCGAUUCUGAGGAGCACUCGUCUUCUGAGAACAUCCCUCCUGGCUACGAGGUAGUGUCUCUGCUGGAAGCUCUCAACGGGCCCCUCACUCCGUCCCCGGCCGCCCUUCCGCUGCACGGGCUUGGGGACAGCCACGGGGCAGGGAUGUUGCCGUCGUAUGGCAGCGACAGCCACCUGCCUCCCAUCAGGACACUCUCUCCCCUUGACCGCUUGUCGGACUGUGGCAGCCAAGGGCUCAAACUCAAGAAGAGCCUAUCAAAGUCAGUUUCCCAGACUUCCUCGGUCCUGCACGAAGAAGAUGAUGAGAAGUCCUGCAGCGAAUCAGAAAUCAGGAUUUCCAGGAGGAAGUCUCCUCAUCAGCAUGAGGAGGAAUAUGGUAUGACACCAGAGAGUGAAAACCUCACCUUAUCCUCCUCGGGAGCAAUAGAUCAGUCUUCGUGCACAGGAACCCCUCUCUCCUCCACCAUCUCCUCCCCAGAAGAUCCUGGCAGCAGCAGCCUGGCCCAGUCCAUCAUGUCCAUGGCCUCCUCCCAAAGUCAGCACUCCCAGAUCAGCACCGACACCAUGUCUUCCAUGUCUGGCUCUUAUGUCGCUCCGGGCACAGAGGAAGAGGGGGACAUGCUCCCAUCCCCUGCUGCUGCCAGUGGGAUUCCUUCAGAAGGAGAGUCAACCCCUGUGGAAUCUCCAGAUAGGAAUUUUGUCAGUAUCUCUGCGGAGGAGCGAGAUGCGGAGGGGAACGAUGUCAUGGAGGAAGAGGACGGAUCUCCCACCCAGGAAGACGGCCAGAGGACAGGUGCUUUCCUAGGUAUGGAGUGUGACAAUAACAAUGACAUUGACAUCGCGAGCGUGAAAGCGCUGGACAAUAAGCUGUGCUCUGAGGCCUGCUUCCCUGCCAUGGUUCCGGAGUCCUGCCCUAUAAACAUUGACGAAUAGGUAUCAAGGGGUCAGAUGACAACGCCCUGACCCGCAGGCCAGCCCAGAGGCACCAUCUGUCUUCCAGCAGCAUCAACCUGGAAGAGGAGGAAGAUAUGCAGUGCAUGAUGGGCCCGCUGGCUGUCUGAAGAGACUCCACCCUCUCUGGGACUGCAUGCUCAUUCCAGCAUCACACUGGAGGGAGGGCAAAGCCCCCCACCCACCACACUUCCCCAGCACUAAAGAAACGCAGAGCAGCAGCUCUGUGGGCAUUAACACCUCAAAUCCAGCCGAUGUAGCGAUACUGAUUUUUACACAGUUGAACCUGGACGUCUCAUUGCUCCUCUCUGUGGACCCUUUCCCGAUAUUUAUGCUAAGACAAACUGGGCUCACCGUGAUCACAGCAGAACGGGUUUUGUUUGAAUUAAGGAAGAGUGGCUACCCAGGUCUGAGGCUUUCCAGUCUCCUCCUGACAUCUAUCCACGUGCUGUAGCCAAGGGCUAGUUGGUUCUCUCUCCGCCCACUCCUGUCCCCUUCAAUGUGGUGACCAGGGAAUAGGGGAGGAAAGAGCUGAUGUUUUGCACCCUUCCUCCACUCCUGCCUCUUCUCUCCAGUCUUCACUGAUAGUUUGAGCCUCUAGCUUCUUAGCUGGGCCCCAGGGCAGCGCUGAAAGUCUGCGUGCGUGACCCCGCAGGAGAUGUUCCAGGGUGGGAGGUCUGCAUGACAGCGAGGGCCUCCCUCCGGGGAAGUGGGGGAGGGGAACGAGCAUUCGUCUCCGGGUUGGAGAGGUGGGCGCCGCCUGCACUUGGCGGUUGGUUAAGAGAGGAGCAUGACUGGGAGCAAGCCUAGCUGCCCAUGGGCAGGCUCUCCCUCCCGUGUCCAUCUGCAUGUAGCUCACAUCCAUCUACCUCGCAAGCGUGCAGUAUCCACCUCGCUCACUCAGCUACACGCACUCUGCUGGUGUAAGUUUCCCCAAGGCCUGAGCCAUGUAAAGCUAAAUCCUGAUCUCAUUAAAGUCAAUGGGAACGUGGCCAUUGCCUUCAGUGGGACCAGGAUUCGGCUGCCCGUGCUCCUGAUGAUCCUCCGAGGGGCAGGCUCGCACACACCCAUGGGGACGUCUGUGCUGGUGUAUGCAAGCAGGUGAGCUUACAAAUGAGGACUGGCAUACCUGAGUAGGUGCACUUAAGCGUGCAAAAGACCGUGCAUAUGUAGGCUUAUGUACAUGCCAGCGUGCAUGGACCCUGAAGCACGUAUGUGCACGUGGGUGUGAGUGCAUAUUCACAUUUGCUCAGCCCUCCCUUGCCCUGCCAGGUGGUGAUAUCUUUACCCCGACACCGACAAGUGAGGGUCAAGCCUCCAAAUUCGUGCUUUAAAUGCGGCUGAUUUCACACCUUCAAAAUAUCCCCUCGGUCCCCCUUACCCUCCUCCCUCUGCCAUCCUGCGGCUCCAGGCCUUUCUUCCUGCUGCAAAACCAACCCAAGCAAUA